This is a messenger RNA of Aspergillus candidus, 433 nucleotides long. RefSeq lists its product as uncharacterized. The transcript has a single exon. NCBI's taxonomy places the organism in Eukaryota, Fungi, Ascomycota, Eurotiomycetes, Eurotiales, Aspergillaceae. Bases 139 to 402 code for a protein of 87 amino acids. The record is from RefSeq and is a predicted model, not a curated record.
AUAGCAUGAUCCAUCGGCACUAGCAUAACCCGGCCCUGGUCAUUUGGGCCGCAAAGUGCAAAAUAGGUAAGCAUAUGAGGGUUACUCCCGGGGGUGCCAUGGUCAGGGAAAGCAGAUGUCGCCUGGUGCCAGGGCUGCAUGCCUGCCUCAAAGCGAGAUUGCACCUGUGGAGUCGAAAUUUUCUUUUUCCAUUUUCUCUCAUUCUUAUUAUUGUCAUUGUUAUUGACCUACCAUCGUCAGAGAGAAAGGAUCAUCCAGGUUCGAGAGCAUGUGCUGCAAAAUCCAAGGUUGUUCAACAGGCUGCCCCUUGGGCGCCUAUCGGUUGAUCCCACAAUUAUCAUUGGCGCACGAGUGACCAACAUCGGUACAACUUGGACCACCAUCUGCAGUAGAGGAGCGUGAGUCCCUUCUUGGAUCCACCGUGCGCCAAGGC